CAUAAUCCCCGGGUCCCGGUUUUGGCUAUUGGCGCCAUCCUUCCUGUUCCUUUCCUCCCUCGCUUCCCCGUCAUGUAUCCCUCCGUCCCUCGAACCAUCUAGACCCCGUCAAUCGCAGACCGUGUGACCGACCGAUUAGACUUCCCAUCUCACCACUCCACUCCCGCUAGAUCGAUGGACGAAGAAACGAGGCCCGCUGCGUGUCCUGAGCCUCCGCCGCUCCCUUACUCCUUGCGCACGAGAAAGAAGUCCAUCGCUAUCUUCUGGACGGUGUUUGUUAUCGAUACUCUGGCCCAGCCGCUCGUCCUAUACUGGGCGCUCUGGUAUGCCACGGAUCUCUCGCAUAACGUCGUCUUUAGUAUCGUGACGGCUUCGUUAGGAGGAGUUUCGGUAUUCGAAUAUUUCUAUCGUCUCUACCACCUGUUCCGAAAGGAUUCACGAGCCCGGCCAUUGAAUGCUAGGAAGGGAUGGCUGGAUUUCUUCCAUAUCAACUUCACCCUCGUCUGGUUGAUCCUGGCGGUCGAGCUGAUUGUUGGAACCGUUCCUGAAGAGCCAUAUGUGCGUCUAGUCGCCAUGGUCCUUCCGACAGUGAUGUUCUACUUCGGCAGCGUGUUCCUAGCCCUCGAUAUCCUCCGUGCCUGCGGUGUCAAAGCGCCCUUUCGAAUUUCCUCCACACCCAAAGGCUCAACAAUGCCCACAGCCCUAUACGUUCUUAUCGAAGAUGUGGUGGCGGUUGAUGGAGGCGGUGGUCAGAUCUAUCGAUAUGCUCUUCGCACCCGGUACCUGUCCAGCCCGUACUUUCGGCGAAUGCUCUUCCAGAUGAAUUGUUUCUGGGCUGGGGGAUCCGUCGUGGUCGCUGCUGCUAUCACGGCGAUCGUCUUUACCGUCUCACAGCCAGUUGCAUACACUCUGGGAUGGACGUUACCGUUUGCCUGGGCUGGGCUCUGGACACUAAUCACGAUACCAUGGGUCCAAAGCGAUCUUCGUCGCGAGAAAGAAUGCUGGAAGGAGAACCGAGGCCAAGGGGGCAUUCCGUACACCGAUGACCCGAAUGCGCCCAGUGGUGCUCGGACCAGGCUCGAGGCUAUUGAGGAUCAUCUGCCAAGUUUCAUGCCCUGGUUCCGAGAGAAGCAGGCUCCUCCGUCUACCCCAUCGAGCUGAGCAUGUCAGUCAAGUCACCCUAUCGAUUGCAACGUCUGGAACCCAUCAAUCCACCAAUGAUCCAUGUGGGUACGCGACUCUGCCAAGAUACAGGGUGGCAACUGACGUUCAUCGCAUGAUGAAACACGAAAAUUUAAUAUGAUGAAUGCUUCUAACGGCUAGCGCCAGAUGUACUAUACACUGAUACCCUUCCUUCUGUUCACCACUGGCUCCUUCUUUUCCUGCCUUGUGGUUUCUGGCUUCUCGUGAUGCAUGGCCAUCACAUACACGUUAAUCUUGUUGAUUGCAUCAUAACUGGGGCUAUGAUCUUGGCGUUGACAUCAUUUGUUGCAGCUCACAUAGAUAGAUUCGGGGUUGGAUAGAUACUGGUGAUACCUAUCAAUGAAACCUUUCUCAUCUUCAUCAUGCU
Molecule: messenger RNA, 1570 nt
Organism: Aspergillus ibericus CBS 121593
Lineage: Eukaryota; Fungi; Ascomycota; Eurotiomycetes; Eurotiales; Aspergillaceae
Exons: 5
Coding region: 175-1161 (328 amino acids)
Source: RefSeq, a predicted model, not a curated record